AUGAACCGACCCAAGAAAGAGCAAGGAGGCAGUAGCAACAACAACAACAACAGCAAAAAAUACGAAUGGGGUAGACCUGAAGAUAAUGUCAAGGAAGAGGAAGAACCCAUUGAGAAAAUAGAACCUAAUUUUGGACUCUCUGGAAAACUAGCGGCUGAAACAAAUACUGUAAAAGGUGUCGAGUUGAAAUAUAAUGAACCUGCGGAAGCUGCGGUUCCCAAGACCAAGUGGAGACUUUAUGUUUUUAAAGGGGAUGAACAAAUUGAUUUAUUACAUAUUCAUAGACAAAGUGCAUACUUAAUUGGACGCGAUAGAGUGGUUGUUGAUAUUCCAGUUGAUCAUCCCUCUUGUUCAAAGCAGCAUGCAGUGAUACAAUAUAGAACUGUGACUGAAGAAGGAGAAAAUGGGAAACCCAAAAAGGUGGUUAAACCUUUUAUUAUUGAUCUUGAAGCUACCAAUGGUACUUUUAUCAAUGGGGACCAAAUACCUAGCACCCGUUUUGUAGAGUUAAAAGCAAAGGAUGUGAUUAAAUUCGGUAGUAGUACCAGAGAAUAUGUUCUUUUGCAUUCUGAAUAA
This is a messenger RNA of Mucor mucedo, 576 nucleotides long. Its product is annotated as SMAD/FHA domain-containing protein. NCBI's taxonomy places the organism in Eukaryota, Fungi, Mucoromycota, Mucoromycetes, Mucorales, Mucoraceae. Gene Ontology annotation, biological process: maintenance of RNA location; mRNA splicing, via spliceosome. The record is from RefSeq and is a predicted model, not a curated record. Gene Ontology annotation, molecular function: protein binding; mRNA binding. Gene Ontology annotation, cellular component: nucleus. The coding region runs from base 1 to 576 and encodes 191 amino acids. The transcript has 4 exons.